Molecule: messenger RNA, 3609 nt
Organism: Polistes dominula (European paper wasp)
Lineage: Eukaryota; Metazoa; Arthropoda; Insecta; Hymenoptera; Vespidae
Gene: heph
Product: polypyrimidine tract-binding protein 1 heph
Biological process (GO): mRNA processing
Cellular component (GO): nucleus
Molecular function (GO): RNA binding
Source: RefSeq, a predicted model, not a curated record
GCGAAAUUCCACGGUCUGAAAGUGGCAGCGCGUGGUCGUCGUUGUCGCGUUCGUUCGUUACAAUCAUUUCAUUCCUACGUGUGAAAAAUAAUUAAUAUUAUUACUGGAAGAAAAUAUCGAGUAAGUUUCGUAGUCGAUAUAUAUCGAUUAGGUUUGUUUAACAGUGUCGUCGAGAGAUUCGUGUUUAAAAACGUGCGGAUUACAAUCAUCUCUCGUGUGUCUUUCAUCUCCUACGUGUGCAUUAUUAUUACCAACACAACUAUUAUUCUACUCCCCUCACGUUCACUCUCACACAUUUAUUCACUUACUCAUUUUAUCUCUUUCUAUUUGAAGUGAGGAGAGGAAUGAAUAUAUGUUGUAUUUGAUAGUAUUGCAAAUACACGCGUGUGUUUUUAUAUAUUGUCGACGAAAAAUCCUUGGUUGGGAUUAGCUGUAGUAACCAAUCGAAUUUCGACAUUGUCUACGUAUUCUUAUCGUGUUUUCUUUUGACUGUCAUCUGUCGUCUCUUUAACUCUUCCUUUGGCUCUCUCUGUGGCAUAUUUCGUCGUCCGGAUCGAAGUCGUCCAAGUUGGCACGAGGUUGGUUGCUUGGUCUUAUUGGACGUUGUGUUGGGUGCGGUGGUGGCAGCGGCGGCGGCGGCGGUAACGACAGUUGACGGUGUCACCGAGAUACUGACCACGACGAUAUCUAAUAGCCAUUGACAACAACAACAACAACGAAGACAUUUGACGAUAACAAAAACAAAGUUGCUCGAAGGAAGCCAAAAAAGUGCAACUACUACUAAGAGAGUGCUGUGUUUCUCUCUUUCAUUUGUAUUCUAACGAGUAAGAGAAAGAAAGAGAGAGAGAGAGAGUGGUGGGAGGAUAAACGAAGAGUGAGUGAGAGAGAGAUAGCUAUCCAACGUGUACGAGAAAGAGAGAAAGACAGGUAAUCUGCGCAGAACAAGUGGAAAUACCAAACACACUGUGUAUUACAUACAAAAUUAUAUAUAUAUGUAUAUAUAAAAUAGGAACGCGGAUCGUGCGCGAAUAGAUAAUAGAAAAAAAAAGAGAAAGGUGUUUCCUAAAAAAACAAAACAAAAAUAAAUGUUCUAUAUUUAUACUAUGUGUGUACAUAUAAUAUAUGUGCCGGGUUGUAUAAAUGUUUAGGUUGACGCGUUAAUGUUUCGUCGUAAUUAUUUGAGUCUUCCUCCUUUUUGGUUGAUAAAUCAUUCGCGAUAUAUAUCGGUUUUCGUGGUAAUAAGAACGUGUGCCGUGCUGCUGCAACCUGUUGUUUUAUCAACAACGCGCUCGUGUUCUUGUUGUUCUUGUGCAUCGUUACGUUUCUUCAUCUACUCGGAAUCUUGUUUCCACGGAUGCAAGAACGAGUACCCUUGUGAUACCGAGGUCGAGUUAACGGCCGACUUAACCUUACUAUCAUCGAUCAAGAAAGCAAAAACAAGAAGAACGUACAUCAUCAUCAUCAUCAUCAUCGUCAUCAUCGUCAUCGUUACGAGAGGCCAUCAGGAUGAACGGGUAAGAAUCCCGGCCAACUUGGCGUUCAUCCGCACCUCGCCGCUACGAAUUCCGCGGGUGAGUGUCCCGGAAUUCCAGUACGCUCGAGGGACGAGCGCGUCCCUGAUGAUGAGGGGUAGCGACGAGCUUCUGUCGCAAAGCGGUGCAGUCAGCAAUGGUGCUGCUAUGAGUCCUCAGCCUCAUCAUGCGGCUGACAACAACAAUGAUGCAAAAAAGGUGAAACUCGACAAGAGUCACAAUGGCAAGCCGUCUAAAGUAGUUCAUAUAAGAAAUAUACCUAAUGAAGUAUCUGAAGCUGAGAUAAUACAUUUGGGUCUACCCUUUGGUCGUGUCACCAAUGUCCUCGUUCUCAAGGGUAAAAAUCAGGCAUUCCUUGAAAUGGCCGAUGAAAAUGCUGCUGCCACAAUGGUUACGUAUUAUGCCUCGUGCAUAGCACAACUUAGGGGCAGAGCAGUUUAUGUUCAAUUCAGCAAUCAUCGUGAAUUAAAAACGGAUCAGGCACACAGCAACAACGCGGUCAGUAGCCCUACAAAUGAUGAAGGCCACGCAUCCAAAAACUCAUCUAAUCAAGUUGCGAUACCAGGUCAAAAUCAAGUUUCCUCUCAAGCCGAAACGCAAGGUGGACCGAACACAGUAUUAAGAGUAAUCGUAGAACAUAUGAUUUAUCCAAUAUCCCUGGACAUAUUGUAUCAGAUAUUUACACGUUUUGGAAAGGUCCUGAAAAUCGUUACCUUCACGAAGAACAGUUCCUUCCAAGCUCUGAUACAGUAUGCAGACAUGGUUGCAGCGCAGACUGCUAAAUUCGAAUUGCAGUCACUUGAUGGGCAGAACAUUUAUAAUUCCUGCUGCACGCUACGAAUCGACUACAGUAAAAUGCAAAAUCUAAAUGUUAAAUACAACAACGACAAGUCAAGAGACUACACUAAUCCAAAUUUACCAACCGGCGAUGCAAACAUUGACGCUGCAUCCUUGGCCUUGGGUGGUGAACUUUUACCACAAAUACUAAUGGGUGCUGGAUCUCAACCACGUGCUAGAAUACCCGAAGAGAACCUACAAGAAAAUCAGAGCGUAUUUCUACCGAUGCUAGAGUCGAUUGCAGGAGCACCUGGUGUAUUACCGACACCCUUUGCAGCUAUGCACGGCCUACCAUCACCCUUGGCAGGUCCUUACAAUGGUGUACCACCAGCUGGAGGCCUAGGUGGUCUUGGAGGUUUUCCAUUAGGAGCUGGUGCCCUUGGUGUGCGUGUACCAGGGGGUGGACAAUCAUCUGCCGUUUUACUCGUUAGCAACCUCAACGAGGAGAUGGUCACGCCUGACGCUCUCUUUACCCUGUUUGGUGUUUACGGGGAUGUACAACGUGUGAAGAUACUUUACAACAAGAAGGACUCGGCACUGAUUCAAAUGGCCGAACCUCAUCAAGCGCAUUUAGCGAUCACCCAUAUGGACAAAUUAAGAGUAUUUGGUAAGCAAAUCAAAGUUGUGUUAAGUAAACAUCAAACAGUUCAACUACCUAAAGAAGGACAACCGGACGCAGGAUUAACCAAGGAUUACACGAGCAGUCCUCUUCAUAGAUUCAAAAAACCUGGCUCUAAAAAUUAUCAAAAUAUCUAUCCACCGAGUUCCACUUUGCAUUUAUCAAACAUUCCAGCUACGGUAACCGAAGAAGAGAUCAAAGAUGCCUUUAGUAAAAAUGGAUUUAACGUCAAGGCCUUCAAAUUCUUUCCAAAGGACAGAAAGAUGGCUUUAAUACAACUACUUAAUAUGGAUGACGCCGUUGCAGCUCUCAUCAAAAUGCAUAAUUUCCAACUCAGCGAAUCCAAUCAUCUUCGAGUAUCAUUCUCGAAGAGCAACAUCUAACAAGAGACACUGGUUAGCUAGCAGCAGUGGUUUCAACCCUACGCCCUUGUCCACUAUUGGUGAUCAAACGUGCUCUAGCAAUUAAAUAAUAAUAAUAAUAAUAAUAAACGGCCUUGUCAAGCCACCACCACCUCUUCUAACUCGUCGUCCCUUCAAAGUUUUAAGGCCACUGACUGUUAUUAUAAUCUCUGUGUACAUAAGACGCGCAACAAAACCCCAUUUGGAUUAAUAAAAAGAA